UAGUUUAAAAAGUAGCUCUUGUUUAUGGUAAAGAUCAUUUUUCUCAAUCUUUCCCAUUUUCCAGAAGGGAAAUAAUAUGUCUAUCCCAUAUAGUGGUACGAUACGACGUUCUGGAGGUGUAGUAUCAGCAAUUGGAAAACAAUUACGGGGAGUUAAUCUCAAAGCAGCGAAACGAAUAACUGUGAAGUUUGAUCCAUUCGGAGAAAAUGUUACACACACUAGGAACUUCUUACAUUAUUUAAGCUCACCCAAAAUCAUUCUCACAAAUCCUAAUUGUUCUCUCAAAACAGAAAUUGUCUGUGACCGAAGUGAGCCUACAAUUGAUAUUGCUCUAGUGCCUUCUAUAGCUGAAACAGCAAAACUUAACAAAGUAACUUUUAAAUCUGGGAAUUUAACUUGUUUGGAAUUACUACAAUUAUUAAAUAAACAUAUAUCAUCAUUAGCACCGGAAGAUCAGAUAACAAAUACUAUACAAACAAAAUUAGAGAAAAAAAAAGGUAAAAAGAAGUGAUUCAAAAUGACAAAAUCAACAAAAGGAAAUCUUCAUGUGGUGGAAGAGAUUUACAAUCAAAUACCAGCAUUUACUGAUGUUUUCUCCGAAGACACUUUCUAUAUAUUUGUUGCAAUAUUUGUUUCUUGCACUAUCAUGGUUGCUUUUGUUUUAUCUAAAUUUGUUACUAUAAAGCCUGUAGAGUAAUGUAGUGUUAUCAAAAUUAAUAAACAAGAAUUUUAAAUGUAAA
This is a messenger RNA of Vanessa tameamea, 740 nucleotides long. It is a transcript of the gene mRpL53, whose product is annotated as large ribosomal subunit protein mL53. The transcript is spliced from 3 exons. The record is from RefSeq and is a predicted model, not a curated record. Gene Ontology annotation, cellular component: mitochondrial large ribosomal subunit. NCBI's taxonomy places the organism in Eukaryota, Metazoa, Arthropoda, Insecta, Lepidoptera, Nymphalidae. The coding region runs from base 77 to 511 and encodes 144 amino acids.